GGCCCCAACCCUGAGUCCGCUCCUCCACUCCAGACCCCCAAGGCGCCAUAAAAUCUACCAGCCCUGGGCCCACAGGAGAGUUAAUCCGGCCCCAGUAUCAUGAGGGGACUUUCCAGUGCAGUGCACCUGUUCCCCGGGGCCUGCAUGCCGCCACCACCCGGCAGCAGCGGGCUUUGCCUACUUAGUGAUUUGCUGCCGGACUGGACCCCAUUCCGGGCCCAGCGCUGGAGCCCAGGCAGGCUGCUUUCCUCCUCACCAAGGGCACUUCCUAGGGACCGCAUUGGGCCAGACUGCGCCUCCCCCACUCCGAUUCCCAAGGGCCCCCCGAUGGAAACUGGCAUUGUCCCAGGGCCUGCCCAAGGGCUCCUGGUUCCGAGUUCCCGGGGCAGGCGGUGGGUGCCCCGGGCGAUGUCAGAGCGGCCCUGACACAUCGCACAGCCUCCCCCCAUCUCACUGACCGCUGGUCCAGCGGCCUUUACCAAGAUGGCCGCGGCGCCCACUACCCUCUGGGGAGCCGUCCUGGUCAAGGCAAGUGGUAGCGGAAGCAAAGCUCCUCCAUAUUCCCUGUGGCGCAGGGAGGCGGCGGUAGCGAGUCCUGCGAGCUCCCUGAGCUUGGCGGGGGGCGGGUCGGGAGGGUGAUGGGUCCCGGGAGGGGGAGCCAGGUUGCCGGCUCUGCGCAGGCGCCACCAUGGUGAGGAGCAGGGCGCUGUGGAGCUGCUGCUUGGAGCUCCUGGCGCUGCCUUCAGCGGCUGGCGGUUUGUCAGGUAGGAGGCAGCAGCCGCGUUACGGCUCCUGCUGGGGAGUCGCGGCGCAGCCUGGGGAGAGGAGCCGCCGCCACGCCAUGGAGGAGGAGGAGGACGACGAGAGCGCCCAGCCGCAGCCCGAGCGCUCUUCAUCAAAAGACAUGGAUGAGAAGGCAGAUGAAGAGCAACCUUCAACUGCAUGUAACCAGUACCCUAAGGAGGCAGUAAGGAAACGACAAAAUUCAAUUCGAGGUUCCAGAGGCAGUGACUCGUCCAGGACGUCCAGAAAAAGCUUCAGAUUGGAUUACCGUUUAGAGGAAGAUGUAACUAAAUCAAAGAGAGAUAAAGAUGGAAAGUUUGUCAACCCUUGGCCAACAUGGAAAUCUCCAUCCUUGCCAAAUAUUUUGAAAUGGGCCCUUGUCGAAAAAAAUAACAGCAACAUCCCAUCUUCAAAACAGGACCUUGAUAAAGAGCUUCCUGUGUUAAACCCUUACUUCAUUCCAAACCCCGAACUAGUUGGUAAGACUGGAACUGGCAUGCGAGUCACAUGGUUAGGACAUGCCUCGGUUAUGGUGGAAAUGGAUGGACUUGUAAUUCUUACUGACCCCAUCUUCAGCCAGCGGGCUUCCCCAGCACAGUUCGUGGGUCCAAAACGUUUCCGAGGACCUCCAUGCACAGUAGAUCAGCUCCCAAAAAUAGAUGCAGUAAUGAUCAGCCACACCCACUAUGACCAUUUGGAUUAUAAUACUGUAGAGAGUUUAAACAAGCGUUUUGGCACUGAGUUGAGAUGGUUUGUGCCUCUGGGUCUUUUAGAAUGGAUGCAGAAAUGUGGCUGUGAAAAUGUGAUUGAACUGGACUGGUGGGAAGAGAAUUGUGUCCCCGGUCAUGAUGCAGUUACUUUUGUCUUUACCCCAUCUCAACACUGGUGCAAGAGGACUGCAACAGAUGACAACAAGACUCUUUGGGGCAGCUGGUCUGUCUUGGGACCCUGGAAUAGGUUUUUCUUUGCAGGAGAUACUGGUUACUGUGUUGCUUUUAAAGAGAUAGGCAAAAGAUUUGGACCUUUUGAUCUUGCAGCUAUUCCCAUUGGAGCUUAUGAACCAAGGUGGUUUAUGAAAUACCAGCAUGUGAAUCCUGAAGAAGCUGUAAGAAUUCAUAUUGAUGUUCAGUCAAAGAAGUCUGUAGCGAUUCAUUGGGGAACCUUUGCUUUAGCAAAUGAGUAUUACUUGGAUCCUCCAGUUAAAUUGAAUGAAGCCCUUGAAAGAUAUGGCUUGAAGCCUGAGGAUUUCUUUGUCUUGCACCAUGGAGAAUCACGAGACUUGAAUAUAAAUGACGAUGGAUUUGAAUAAUUUUAAAAAAUCUGAAAAUUCUUUGAGCCUUGUUUUGAUUUAUACUAGGAAAUAAUGAAAAGAUUGAUAGCUUCAUAACCCUCUAAUAAAAUUUUCUAAAAAUUAGUACUAGAUUUUUAGACUCCAGGUUUGUUAAUUUCAGAGGUAAAAAUUGUAUACCUGCUUGAUCACACAAUUGCUUAUAAACUGAAUGGCAUAUUGAGAGAUGAUUUAAACACUCAAUGUACAAAGCAUUCAUUGUCUAGAAAUGCCUUGUAAUUUCAACUAUGUACAUCCACCCCAAAAAAUGCUUUAAUUUUUUCAUAUAUGGUUUUAUGGGAUGGAGUCUUCCGCCUGUUGUGAAAGCAUGUUUAAAGUAAAAUACUGAUUUUACUGAAUGCCUGAUGUUUGCAUUUCAUGAGAAACUAAAAAUGAUCUAAAGAAAUGUGCCUUUUUAAAGAGAGAUUGCUUAAGAUUUGCAUCAUUAAUGCAUAAUUACUGCUGGCCAGAAUAUCUGUAUUCUUUGUUUUAAAAUUACUCUAUCAUAGAUCUAAAUAUUUCUAUUGUUUUGAGAUUGGUUUUCCUUGUCAAAUACAGAACAUAAACUCAUUUUGCUCCUAUC
Messenger RNA from Chelonoidis abingdonii (Abingdon island giant tortoise), 2693 nucleotides. It is a transcript of the gene NAPEPLD, whose product is annotated as N-acyl phosphatidylethanolamine phospholipase D. Gene Ontology annotation, biological process: N-acylphosphatidylethanolamine metabolic process; N-acylethanolamine metabolic process. Gene Ontology annotation, molecular function: zinc ion binding; N-acylphosphatidylethanolamine-specific phospholipase D activity. Lineage: Eukaryota; Metazoa; Chordata; Testudines; Testudinidae. Gene Ontology annotation, cellular component: membrane-bounded organelle; cytoplasm. The record is from RefSeq and is a predicted model, not a curated record.